CUUGGAUAAUUCGCUUGGAUAAUCUUGAAGAGAGGGAGAAUCGCAGCCGGUGAGCAGAAAGUGGAUUUCCUGGGAAAGCAGAGAGAUCCGGGAGACGUGGAAUUGGCUGUGAGAAGAGCACAUGCGUUAAUGACCAUAUAAGGCAACAUGGAUUUGUACCAUGAGAUCUAUCUCGAUAUCAUCCGGAAGCUGCAGGAGGAGCAGCAAUUGGACAAGGUGUCCCACGAUCUGCUGGAAAUGAGAAAGAAGAACCAGCCAAACAGUGAUAAAAUCGAUUAUGUGUAUGAAUUACUGAGAGAUCAGCAACUUCUUCCGGAGGCUGGAUAUCUUGAGGAGGAGAAAGAUGAUGCCAAAUCUGAGGAAUUCCGACAAGUGGGUAACUCGUUCUUCUCUCUCAAAGCUCAGGAGUAUACGCAGGCCAUCAAGGCGUACAACAGAAGCAUUUGCUAUGCGAAAUCCACGGAGAAUCUCAGCAUUGGAUUGGCAAAUCGUUCGGCUGUGUUCUUCGAGUUGGGAAUGUUCCAGGAAUGCCUGGAGAGCAUCAGACUGGCCAGAGAGAUGGGCUAUCCUGAGCGACUGAAGGAGAAGCUGGAGCGAAGAGAGGCAAAGUGUUGUGAAGAGCUGAAAAUGUGUGCUUCCAAGAAGGAAAAAUACGUGCCAACAAUCAAACUGCCGGUGAAUGAGAAGAUUCCCUUCCUGGCCAAGUGUCUAGCACUGCGGGAGGACAGUCAGUUCGGGAGACACGUGGUGACGGAGCAAGACAUCGCUGCAGGCACUGUGAUUGCCGUGGAGGAGCCUUUCUGCAAGAUCCUCGCGGACGAGGAGAAGUACAUGCGAUGCGCCAAUUGUCUGGCCGAAGUUCCUCACCUCCUCCUGCCCUGCAACAACUGCACGCAAACGAUGUUCUGCUCCAAGGAGUGCCAGGAGCGCGCUCAUGGAGACUUUCACGUGUUCGAGUGUCCAAUUAGUGGAUCUCUGUUCAAGAUCCUCGACAUGAGUCUUCUGGUUGUCUUCCGAACGGCUAUUUAUGCCUUCUGCGCCUUUCCAGAUACAGCUCAAAUUGACCAAGAGCUGCAGCACAUCGACAAGGAGCAGAAGAAUGUGUUCAGCUUCGAUUGGAGUGGGGAAAUGACGCCGGUCGAGCGAUACACGCCCAUCCACACGCUGGCCACGAACGAGCAUCUCCGCAGCGCGGAUUAUCUCUUCAAGAAGUACACCAUCGCGUCGCUGAUGUUCCAUCUGCUCAAGGAGUGCUCGCUGCCCUUUGCACAGCGCUUCCUCGCCACGCGCGAGGCGCAGCAGGCGCUGAAGAACGUCCUGUUCAGACACAGCCUCACCGGACCGACCAACAUGCACAGCAUUCACGUGAUUGAGGACACCAGCAAUCCCGAGACGCCGACGGAGUUCGGUGUGGCCGCCUAUGGCUUCCACAGCCUCAUCAAUCACGCUUGCUCGCCCAACGUCACGCGCAUCUGUGUGGGCACUGGCUCAGCCGUGAUCACGCUGAAGAGCAUCGCGGCCGGCGAGCAGAUCCUGGACAACUACGGCUACCACCACAGCCUGAUGGACAAGGAGGCGCGCCAGAAAGAGACGCACCGCCGCUAUCAAUUCGUCUGCCAGUGCCGCGCGUGCCUGGAAAACUUCCCCAUGUACUCCGCCCUGCCGGUGCCGCUGCACGUGCCCGAGCCGCUGCCGCUGCACAACCAGACGCCCGCCUUCCAGUACUCACGCGAGUUCGGCCAGAAAGGCACCGGCCGCAUCGUGAAGUUCAUCCGCCAGUACGGCCAUCUCUAUCCCAUCCUGCAGCUCUGCACGGCCGAGGAGGGCCUCAAGUUCUGCCUCAACAUCCUGUGCGGCAACGUGCCGCUGCACCUCAGGGAGCGCGUGAGGAAAAAUGCCAAGUAA
Phlebotomus argentipes is the source of this 1905-nucleotide messenger RNA. It is a transcript of the gene Smyd4-4, whose product is annotated as SET and MYND domain-containing protein 4. Gene Ontology annotation, molecular function: protein binding. The record is from RefSeq and is a predicted model, not a curated record. Lineage: Eukaryota; Metazoa; Arthropoda; Insecta; Diptera; Psychodidae. Bases 148 to 1905 code for a protein of 585 amino acids. The transcript has 2 exons.